This is a messenger RNA of Notothenia coriiceps (black rockcod), 629 nucleotides long. Its product is annotated as tyrosine-protein kinase Tec-like. The transcript has 4 exons. The annotation marks the transcript as partial. The record is from RefSeq and is a predicted model, not a curated record. Lineage: Eukaryota; Metazoa; Chordata; Actinopteri; Perciformes; Nototheniidae.
ACACACACACACACACACUUCAUGUAGCAGUUGCUGAUAUUGAACAUUUUUCCACUCUGACACCACACGCAUCCUCGUACUCGCAGUGUGUGUGUGUGUGUGUGUGUAUGUGUGUGUAUGUGUUUGUGUGUCCGCCCCCUCUGCUUCAUUUCCUGAAUCCCUGCCUCUUCACUCGCUGUGACAUGGGAAACAAACGCACACGUACGGAUUAAAAACUGCAUAAAAAUGACGAGAAAAGCUCAGUUUGGGCCCGCCUCCUUCUGAUGAGCUCCACCAAUGGGCUGAGGGCAGGGGCGGGGCCAGGAUGAGUGCUGAGCUGCUAUUGGAGGAGACGCUCAUUAAGCGGUCUCAGCAGAAGAAGAGAACUUCUCCUCUGAACUACAAGGAGAGGCUUUUCGUGCUGACCAGGAGCAAACUCACCUACUACGACGGGAGAGCAGAGAAGAAGUUCAGGAGAGGAUCCAUCGAGCUGAGCAGGAUCAGAUGCGCAGAGGUCGUGAAGAACGGAGGAGGAAUAAUCCCCUGCCAGAACAAAUACCCCUUCCAGGUUGUUUACGACGCUAACAUUCUCUACGUUUUCGCUCCGAGUCACGACAGCAGGACUCACUGGGUGCAGAGCCUCAAAGAGG